Messenger RNA from Varroa destructor (honeybee mite), 3255 nucleotides. Its product is annotated as polynucleotide 5'-hydroxyl-kinase NOL9-like. Gene Ontology annotation, biological process: cleavage in ITS2 between 5.8S rRNA and LSU-rRNA of tricistronic rRNA transcript (SSU-rRNA, 5.8S rRNA, LSU-rRNA). Gene Ontology annotation, molecular function: polynucleotide 5'-hydroxyl-kinase activity. The record is from RefSeq and is a predicted model, not a curated record. NCBI's taxonomy places the organism in Eukaryota, Metazoa, Arthropoda, Arachnida, Mesostigmata, Varroidae. Gene Ontology annotation, cellular component: nucleus.
AGGUCUAAGAUCCUGAGUAAUCGGGCAUGUGUGUGGUAGAUCAUCGCAAUACGUACAUAUGUUAUUUGAUAUAAUGAAGAGACAUAUUUCCGAUGGCAGCUUUUGUUAUUCACUGUUCUUUUUUUUUUUGCUGUUACACGACGAGUCUUGAAGCAUUAUAGGUGGAGCAAAGACAAGCCUAAUCAAAUCGAAAAUGUCUGAUUGCAGCAAGGACAAUAACUGGCCAGUGGGAUCCCAUCAGCACCAUUUUAGUGGUAGUAGUGAUCGUGUGCCAACUGGAGUACGCUUGUUUCUUCAUCGAAACUCGGUGCUCGUGGCGUUAAGCGAUUCUGUCAUGAUCAGCUUUGCUGGGUCGGCUUGGCUCCAGGUGGCCCACGGCAGUGUACGCGUGUUCGACGUUCGCCUUCGUCCAUCCGAUGGUCCUGUGCAUGUGCAGUCAGUACCUGGAAGUUGCUUGCUGAUAAAAAACGCGAACUCAUAUGGCAACAAUAGCAGUAACAACAUCAGUCUAGGCCUGUACGACCGAAUGCAGCUGAUGGGUGCGGGUCUAGCGUUUGAUAAAGCCGGUGAAUUAAUUAAACGUUUCCCACGAAAAACAAUCAUCAUCCUCCAUGGACUUGGUACAGCGGAUCGAUACAGCAGCUUAAAGCCGAAUUUCCACCUUGCCACUGACUCUACUCCGGAGAACAUGUGGUCCGACUGCCGUUUCUACGUUACGCCAGUCGACGUCGGUUGGUUGCCGAACUAUUCCAACAAACAAUUGGACAUCUUGGUGACAAACUUCAUAAAGGCAUCAACUCGGACCGUGAUACGAGUCGCCAUUGUUGGUUCUAGGAACUCAGGCAAAUCAUCGACGAUGCGUGUCCUCUGCAACCGAAUUCUACACUCAUCGAGCGAUGACCAGCCGCAGUCUCAAACCGAUGGCGGCGGCGGGCCCCCUUCGCAGAAGACUGUACCGAUUUUUGUCCUCGACUUGGAUCCUGGUCAGACCGAGUUCACGCCUUCGACUUGUGUAUCCCUCGUCGAAGUCAACUGUCUACUGAUGGGUCCGCCUGGUGCUCAUCAGAUAAAGCCACGCAAAUCUUUAUUAGUUGGUGACAGCACCGCGGGUGCGCGACCUGAAUCGUAUGUAGCGGCAGUGAAUAGUUUGAUGUCGUACGUAAACAACGAGCUCACCUUUAAUCAUAUUCUCAUUGUAAAUACCAUGGGUUGGCUGAACGGAAUCGGCGACCUUCUGCUUGGGACGGUACUCGAUAUCGUUAAACCUUGCAAAGUUCUUGCCACCUCAGAGGGGAUUGAGCUGCCUACCAUGGCCUGGCCGGCAAAGCAUGUACAGAUUGAUGCUCCGAUUGUGUAUUUGAAAAAAAUUGAGGGGUUGUUCAUACAAGAUUCGUACACAAAACCGGUGAAACCUGCGGAGCACCGAAAAGCGACUAUUAUCAACUACUUCGGUGGCCUCAGCUUGCUAAGCAAGAAAACAAUCGCUUUGCCAUGGAAUUCCGUCGCGCUUCAUGAAGUCUCAGGGCUCUGUCCACCUCAAGAGUUGCUUCGCCUUAUAAACGCUAACGUGGUGGCACUCUGCAACGCUGCAGAAGAUACAAUUUGGAAAAGCAAGUCAGAUCCAACAGUUCCGAUGCUGCUACGAGAAACCUCCGGCACCCGGGACGAACCAAUGGAAUGUUUGGGUUUCGCAUUUGUUCGAGCCGUCGAUAUGUUACGAAAGACAAUCUACCUAAUAACGCCGGAAUCUGAGGAAACUGUUCGAUCUGCCAACGCGCUGGUACAUUGUACGGGGCUGAACGUGACAGAUUAUCUGGUGACAAACCAGAACAGGGGUAGUCGGCAAGGCCCGGCACCGUAUUCUCUAAGUACUGACACACCUCGACCUAUUUGGGAAUUGUAAAGCAAACAUUUGGUUCAUACCUGAUCAUUGCAUUAAACUAUCCAGGGUAAUUAAUAAUAGUAAAGAUUAAUAUUAUAUGCUGCUGUACUAUUGCAAGCGCAAUUAGAAAAGGGGAUGUCCGUUGCUGACAGUUACGUUGUAUAAAUCGGCCGGUAAUCUGUUUAAAACAGUGAUUACAGAGUUCAUUACGAGUGAGUGCAUAACAGCUGCUCGUGUUAUUUUGCACUCAUUUACCCGUGUUAUGCAACUGGGAGUGUGAUUAUGCCAUAGAGUGAUGAGUAUGGUAGUAAUAUGCCCAACGAAGUGAUGUAAUUUCUUGGCGCUCUACUUGUAUCAACAUUUGAUAUAUUUUACGUGCGGUUUGCGAUGAUGCAUCGUUAAGGUUCAUUUCUAAACAUCAUCCGGUAAUGAUAAAAACCUGAAUUCGUCUGUAAGUGGUGCAUUUAGAUUAAUUUUGUGUAAUUAGCGGCCAACUUUAAUAGAUUGAGAGUUCCAGUUGCCCAAGGUCAAUCGAAUACUUACUUAUCUCCUACUUAUUUUAUAAUAACUAGGAAAUGGCAUGACUUUGACUGUUUAAUGGCAAAAUUUACCUUGUCUACGGUCCCUUUUGACUUAAAGGUUACAGCUCGACGAUGUGUGCUUGUUCUUGAGGAUUUCAUUGUGAGCUGCUUUGUCAAGACUUGCGUUUUACGACUGCAAUGAUAGUUUCGGCGGAAGUGGCGUGAAAUUCUUCAGUCAGUAUGUCUACAGUUACAAAGGUUGAAAAUUCAAUUUUAUUUGUGCAGUUAUCAAAUAAGAUAGUGGAAAACGUAUACAAUGGAUUAUUCGAAGUGUAAAUUAUUGGUAGUAAACUGGCUUUACGGAUACGCCUGAUUAUCGGAAGGCGAAAUAAAUGUAAGCGUUACAUCAAAUAAAAUAGUGAAUAUAUGAAUGUCAGAAGCUUCGUAUUGCUACAUAUACAGUGCCGUCGGACACCCUAUUACCUGUGAUGUGCCAAACUCUAAAAGCCUUAUGGGUCUUUUUGAAAUAUGCAGCGUUGAUUUAAAAAUCAUGAACUUGUCUGGUUCUGGUACCCAAAAGUGCCAUUCUCGUAAAAUGUCUUAAAAUACCAUAGUGAAAAAAUACAUUUCCUGAUAAUAAAACGGUAAAGCUGGUAAAUGUAGGUGAAGCGCUAGUACUGUGUGGCAAAAUAAUUAAAGUUAAACGUCCGUCAAAGACACCAAAAAACCUUAGAAAAAAUCUGGGAAAUAUCAGCUUUAAAAAUAUGAAAUCGUUUUUAACCUAAUUAUAAGGACCUUUGUCUAUACUUAUUGUCCUCUAUUUCAUUAGUUUAUCCAAAGGGCCUGCAAAAA